AUGAAAGCAGCGUGUCAUGGAAUACCGAGCUUGCCCGACCUGAUGAGAAUGAUGAUGAUGAUGAUGAUAUCUAUCUAUCUAUCUAUCUAUCUAUCUAUCUAUCUAUUUAUCUAUCUAUCUAUCUAUCUAUCUAUCUAUCUGUGUACCUAUUUUCUCUAUCAGCCGACACGUGACUGGUUAUUUGUCGUGCUGAAGGAUUAUUUCUUUUCUGUUACUCGACCUAGUUGGAGCAGGUCGCAAGAGGAGGAUUCCUUUUGCAACCCUUACCAGGCUGUCGCUGCUCUCUUCUGGGUUUUCCCUACUUUACUGUGUCGAAAAAUUGAAGGGGAAAUGAUAGGACUAACAGGUAAACGAAUACCAUCAUUGUCUGCCAUAUUGGAACUUACAAGUGAGGCAGUCAAACGAUUACGGGUUAAGGGAAGCGCGUCUGCUGCUUCUACAUUCACCACUGGCCAGGGUUCUUCUCAAAAAACCGCACGGAGGGCCACUGUUACUUCUUCCUUUCAUGUGGAUUCCAACAACCUGACUUCUGCUGGUUAUUCCCGUAGCUUGCCCCCAUCCUAUUGGUCACUUUUUCAAUGGAGAAAAAUGGUGUCAGUUAAUUGCCUUUUGGACACUGGUAGUGGGCGUUCGUACUUGUCUGCUGAUGUACUGAGGGACUUGGGUUCAGUUGAGACUGUUGGAGUCAGUUGUCGGCUUAGACUUUUCACCCUCCUUGGUGAGUGUGACCGGAAUUUCACGGAGGUGGUUCUGGGAGUUGACCUUGGUUCUGGUGAGGCUUUGGCUUCCUCUGUUUUGGUCACUGAUGCAAUGGACUUGUCUGUCACGACUGGCUCACUUGGAGACCCUGGCAUUAUUGGAUUGGACCUUAUUCAUCGAUUGAUUACAUUGAAGUUGGUCCCCUGUCUGAGGGGUUGGGCAUUUUCUGUUCCGUCAGGCCUGGUUCCCUUUGAGCUGUGGACUCCUUUUUUGUCAGGAGACAAGAUCCCUUGUGAAUUGGCCCACCUCUCCUUUAAUACUGUAAUGGGGAUACCCCGAAGUGAAUUCCUCACAUUUGUUCUUCGUUCUUGA
Messenger RNA from Acanthosepion pharaonis, 1071 nucleotides. The record is from the annotation of a GenBank genome assembly. Lineage: Eukaryota; Metazoa; Mollusca; Cephalopoda; Sepiida; Sepiidae.